UUACCAUAUCUGUGUUACAUCAUCCCACAUCUAACGCUUGGUCUGCAAUGCAUUGACAGUACGUAGUGCGUCUAUACAAACGUACCCUGUCCGUCUUGAAGACGUAGUAGAGGAUGAAGAGGGGAGCGACUCCAAACAAAGCACCCAGCAGAGACGUCUUCUUUGUGGCUUUGAAGUGGUUGUACGGGUUGGCUCGUGCAUACACCCAGCGGUUCAGGGCAGGGUCUUCCUGUAGGGACAAAUUAUAUCCUACUCGUCAAUAGGGUUGUAUCCAUUGUAUGCAUGUUUGCAUCCAUCUAAUUUCCAUCCGUCCCUGACUUAUCUAGCUUUUUUAUAUGAAUGCGUCUAAGCAGAGCAUUCUUGGUUAACUCUUGUGUGAAGAGUUCAGUUUACCUUAAUUAUGUACUUGUUGGAGUAUUUUGACAGGCGAUUCUAAAGGUCUGCUUAAGGUUACGAGCACAUACUGUAAUGACAGAGUUGGCGUUACGUUUCAACAAUCUGCAUAAAUAAGUAUAGGCAUUAUGGGCACACAUGACUCCCAAGUUGCACUUUGAUUUCAACUUAUGCCUUGGUUGAAGCCAAGCUAACAGAGCCAUCUCCGAUGUGAGCUCGCUAUCCGAAACGGAAUCAUCCAGCAUCCAGAAAGCAACAGUGAUCAUAGGUUUUGACUUGGAACGCCGUCUGUUUAUUCGGCAAAGUUAUCCUUUUUAAGUUUAGAUUCGCUAGCUCACGUUAGCAUCCAAGCGUUAGCCGAGCCCUUGAAGGGGGCUCUGACUUUGCAGCAGGUCACUCACGAUCAGCUCCUUCCUGUGCGGGUUGUUGAGCUGCAGCUGGUAUUGCCUCUUCAGGCCGGCCCGCAGGGCUGCCCUCUCCGCCUCGGCGCGUCGGUAGUCCGGCGACAGGUUGAAGUAUUCAUUCGGAUCUAAGGUUUUUGGCCGAGUGGCCAAGGGCGCCUCUCGAUAGUCCGCCAUGAUUGUUGUAUACGAGACACAAACACAAAAUCUCGCGAGGACUCCUUUGACAGGCGAGACAUUUCCGGUUUCCAUAGUAACUCCAAGCUCUCCUCGCCCGUGUAGACCGAUCUAGUUGCAACCUGGGAAUGACUGCGGACUUAACAAUGACAACUUCUAGAAAACAAGGCAGCAUCCCAGGUUCAUUUCACCUCAGGUUUACAGAGUUCAUCCCGGCGGAGAGUGAUGAGACAUUCCAGUACGAAGAGGUUAUUGAGGAGGACAGCAGUUUGCCGGAGGAGGAGGACCUGGAGGCCACCGUACUGGCCGUCAAACAACGCUCAGAUGUCAUCCAACCAGCUGCCCCUCAACCAGCUAGAAAUACAAAUACAAGAGCCGGCGUGUGCCCUCCGCCAGAAGCAGUGGAAGAUUAUCUACGCAACUUUCUCCUGAAGAUGGGUAUGACCAAGACGCUUGACUGUUUCCAGACUGAGUGGAACGAGAUGUUGCAGAAGGGCCUGCUCAAUACUGAGCUGGUUGGCGUGGUGGCAGAUGUGUACAUCCAGAACCACCGUCUGGAUAGUGAGCUGACGAGCGUGCACAGGGAGAGGGACGAGUACAGGUCAAUGGCCUCGGCCACCGCCGAGACGCUCACAGGCCUGCAGAAAGCCCGGGACUUCCACCGCAUGCACCACAAGCGGGUCCUUCAGGAGAAGAACAGACUGAUCGAAGACAUGAAGAAGCUGAAGGCUCAAUGUGGCAGGUAUGAGCCGGCGGUGAGGCAGAUUAGUGAGCGGUACCAGAGCGUGUUCAGACAGAAGAUGCUGGUGAGCUUGGAGAGGGACAAGGCGCUAGCGCAGGUGCAGCGCCUCCAAGCGACGCUCCACAACAUGGAGCCAUCCGAAGGGGGACAAAGCCUCAAUCAGGACGCCAGGCAGGCCAGGUGUAAGACAAAAAACCCUUCUAAGAAAACACCCGAGCCAUCCGGCUCCGUUAAACACGUCGCCGGGGAUUCAAAGUUCCCCGUAGGCAGUGGUGGGAACAACUCGGCGCUGAGCAUGAAGGGGCGGACCAUGGACUCUGAUGCUCCAAACACGGCCAAAGCUGACGGUUUUCAGCUAAGAAGCACAAUCAAGGCACACAGCCGUCCAAUAAGCUGCCUCGCACACCACCCUUCCAAGUGCGCGGUGGCGUCCUCUAGCGACGACCGCAUGUGGAAGCUGUGGGGUUUGCCAGCCGGAGACCUGGGGGCCAGCGGCGAGGGCCACACCGACUGGCUGUCGGGGGUUGGCUUCCACCCGGAUGAGACCAAACUGGGGACCACCGGCGGGGACGGCAGCGUCCGUAUCUGGGACCUGGGCAGGGGCCAGCUGGUGCUUAGCCUGAGGGGCCACUCCGCAGCAACCUGGCGCUGCUCAUUCCACUCCUGUGGGGACUUUGUGGCGUCCUGCUCGAUGGACACGACCAUCAAGGUGUGGGACCUCCAGAGCGAGCGGUGCCGCUCCACCCUGCGCGGCCACCGCGGCUCCGUCAACAGCGUGGACUUCCUGGGCUCCAGCGGCCUGCUGUCGGCCUCCGCCGAUAAGACCCUCCGCCUGUGGGACGCCCGGACCGCGCUGUGCUGCCAGACCGUCAGGGGCCACAGCAGCCCCCUCAACGCCGCCGCCGCCGGCUCCUCCUCCUGCUCCAUCGCCUCCUGCGACUCCUCCGGCGUCGUCAUGCUGUGGGACUUGCGGAACCUAGCGGCGCCCUCCGUCGUCGUGGAGACGGGGCCCAGGCCUAGCAACCAGGUGGCUUUUGACCCCUGGGGGAGGAUGCUGGCGGUAGCGGGGGAGGACGGCUCGGCGCGGGUGGUCGAUCUGUCCACCAAUCAGGUGGCUGGGGUUCUUCACCAUGACGACGCGGUGCAGAGCGUCACGUUUGACCCCACGGGGGCGUACCUGCUGUCAGGAGCCUCUGAUGGGAAGAUUUAUGUCUGGUCCUGAUGUCUGGCAUGAGCAGAGCUUCAGACCGUUGAGUGUAUGACAUGUUGUCUUUGCCCGAGCGUUGCAAUAAAACACAGACCAAAAGAGGGCGGUGUUGUUCAGCAUUGGUUGACUGUAGAGCUUGGCUGUGAUACUGCAGGGUCUGGUGAAUACGCUGAAGACCAGGGAUGACAUUGGAACCCUUCAUCAUACUCGGCAGCUCCGCAAUGUUCUGCGGAGUCUAUUUCAUUACAUUCCUCGGGAACCAUAAUGUCCCAGAAUGUUUCUUGCUGCAGUGCAGCAAACAUCAACACCAGCAGCAAGCCCUGCCCCAAACUGAAGUCCAUCCCCGUGUCCGAGCCCCCCCACCUGGGCUGAUUACUGAUGUGGUCACCUGUUGUCAUGUCUCUAAUCCCAUCCCCGUGUCUGAGCCCCCCCACCUGGGCUGAUUACUGAUGUGGUCACCUGUGUCCAUGUCUCUAAUCCCCCCCCGGUGUGUGGCCUUGUGUUUCUGGGUUUGUUUGUGUUCUUCCCCUGAUAUAAUCCUGUUACCCGCUGAGAGCUUGGAGCUUUUGA
This is a messenger RNA of Gadus chalcogrammus (walleye pollock), 3490 nucleotides long. Its product is annotated as sperm-associated antigen 16 protein. Gene Ontology annotation, biological process: axoneme assembly. The transcript is spliced from 4 exons. Bases 1100 to 2935 code for a protein of 611 amino acids. The record is from RefSeq and is a predicted model, not a curated record. NCBI's taxonomy places the organism in Eukaryota, Metazoa, Chordata, Actinopteri, Gadiformes, Gadidae. Gene Ontology annotation, cellular component: axonemal central apparatus. Gene Ontology annotation, molecular function: protein binding.